Molecule: messenger RNA, 2794 nt
Organism: Tribolium madens (black flour beetle)
Lineage: Eukaryota; Metazoa; Arthropoda; Insecta; Coleoptera; Tenebrionidae
Gene: Lmpt
Product: four and a half LIM domains protein 2
Exons: 6
Coding region: 90-2021 (643 amino acids)
Cellular component (GO): Z disc; nucleus
Molecular function (GO): transcription coregulator activity; zinc ion binding
Source: RefSeq, a predicted model, not a curated record
CAUCUAGUCGUUGUGUAAAAUUUGGUCGAAAAUGUUCGAAUUUCGCGCCGGUUUUUAUUUUUAACUAUGCGUGAAAGUGUGUUUUUGCCAUGGGUUUACUACUCUCGGUUUUGGUUGCUUGUGUGGGUGUUGUGGAACUUUUAGCUUUUUACUCGAACGUCACCAGAAAUUUUGUUACCACUUCCACACAAACGAAUCUGCCCGAUCUCACUAAAAGGUAUCUACAAGACCUUGAAAAACUCAAUACCACAACUAGACAAAUUUCUUCCGAAGACAUAGAACUAGAAGUUGGUGAUGUAGUGACUAGAUCUAGAUCUUCAACACCUAAGAGGUUUCUUCUGACUGAAAAAGAAGAUCAUGAUCGGUCAAGAUCACCAACACCUCGUCGUUUUAUUGUCACAAAUGCCAACGGCGAGAAUUCGAAUUUACCGAAAUUUAUCGUCGAGGAGAAAAAUUCCACACAAAAACAGUUCAAAAUUAAAAAAGACGAUACUGUUUUUCCUCUACCUAAGGAAUUUAUUGUGACACCACAUUCUAGAUCACCUUCCCCUAUUCCAAGAAGAUUCGGUGAACAACAAGAAGUGAUUUUCAGACGUUCACCCUCUCCUUACCCUAAUCCUGUUCUUCCAGUUCCCAGAAAUAGUAUCUGUAGUGAAUUGCUCGAAAAUCCCACUCUAAGUGUGGUCGAAGUUGAUGAAGAGCAAAUUUCAAGGUCUCCAACACCAGAAAAAUUAGAUUUGAUUUUGGAAUCAAAACACGACUCUACUGAAUAUUGGACAAACAAAAUGUUAGUCGUUCCUCGGUCAAAGAGUAGAGAAUCUUCCAAAUCUGCAUCUCCCUGCUCUUCAAGAACACCCGAAGAAUUCGACGAACAAUUUCUCGACUCCCUCGACGGUGUUAAACGAAGUAAACUUAGUCGAAGUAGUUCUUCGCGGAAAUCGCGAAAGAGAAAUAAAGCUCCGAUUAAUAACGAGUCAAAAGAUGAUUGCUUGUCAUCUUCUGACGCUCAAACUGCUAAAACACUAACAGAAGCUGCUAAUGUUUUAAAAUCGGUUAAUCGAGAAGAUGCUCCUUCCGGAUCUUCAGCAGGUCCUAGUAAUGGUGAUAGUAAAACAACAGAACCUUUUUGGCUGAUUUUCAGUGGCGAGUACACAAAGGCCAUGAACAAGGACUGGCAUGGACAACACUUUUGCUGUUGGCAAUGUGAUGAGAGUUUAACUGGUCAACGUUACGUCCUCCGCGACGAUCAUCCUUAUUGCGUGUCAUGUUACGAAUCUGUCUUUGCCAAUGCUUGCGAAAAGUGCAGCAGAAUCAUCGGUAUCGACUCAAAAGACCUCUCCUACAAAGACAAGCAUUGGCACGAGGCCUGUUUCUUGUGCACGACUUGCGGGGAAUCCCUCGUAGACAGGCAAUUUGGGUCGAAGGGCGACAGGAUCUACUGCGGGCGUUGUUACGAUGAACAGUUCGCCUCCAGGUGCGACGGCUGCCACGAAAUCUUCAGGGCAGGAACAAAGAAGAUGGAAUACAAGACGAGGCAAUGGCACGAGAAGUGCUUCUGUUGUUGUGUAUGCAAAGUACCAAUCGGUACUCAGAGUUUCAUUCCUCGCGAACAAGAAAUCUACUGUGCCAAGUGCUACGAAGAGAAAUUCGCCACUCGUUGCAUCAAGUGCAACAAGGUUAUAACCAGCGGCGGCGUGACCUACAAGAAUGAGCCCUGGCACAGGGAGUGCUUCACUUGCACCCAUUGCUCGAAGAGUUUGGCGGGCGAGCGCUUCACCAGCCGCGACGAGAAGCCCUAUUGCGCCGAGUGCUUCGGCGAGUUGUUCGCGAAGCGCUGUUUCGCCUGCAAUAAGCCAAUCACGGGGAUUGGGGGCACGAAAUUCAUCUCGUUCGAAGACAGGCAUUGGCACAACGAUUGCUUCUUCUGUGCUUCGUGCCGCACUAGUCUAGUGGGGCGCGGGUUUAUCACCGAUCAGGAUGAUAUCAUCUGUCCCGAAUGCGCCAAGCAAAAGUUGAUGUAGAUUUUUACAGAUUUCUUUUUUUUUAACGAUUCAGUGACCAUAAUAUGACAAGUUAGCACCGUAAGAAAUGGAAAACAUUUCAUGUUAUACACGCACACACUACACACAAACACACAUCUUACACUACCGAAAAAAUAUAAAAGAAAAACUACAAAAAAAUACAGUAUUUGUUUUUUUAAUUUGUUAGAAAGGUUAGAGUAAAUGUAUUUAUUUUUGGAGGAUUUAUUUUUGUUUUGCCAUAUUAAGCCAGCAAUAUUGGACCGUGGAAUAUUCUAAAUUUUAACAUUACACAGACAGUUGCCUUAAAAUUUUAAUAUCGGAUAGUAGAAACUUAUCAAUAUAUAUUUGUUAUUGAAUUACGGUUGUUAUUGCUUCUUAACUGUUACUCUAAGUGUUUUGACAAUUUUUUAUUGUAUAUUAUUAUUACUACUGUAGAUAAUGUACACAGCUUUAUAGCAUUUAUGAAAUGAGCAACUUUGGUGCUAUUUGAGUAGUUAGUUUUUUUUUUAAUUAUUAUUAUUAUUUUCUUAUUUUCUAGUUACUGUUCAUUCGGUAAAUCCUAGUUAAAUGCUUCAUUAACAGAAAUGUUUUUAUUAAUGUUGAUAAAUAAACAUACAUAAUAUUCGUUUAGAGUUUAACUUUCAUUUGUUAAAUGUACGUAUUGGUAAAUUUGGAUUGUUAAAAUUUGUUAUGCUUUUAAAAUACAAGUACAGGGCUUUGCUUUAGGGUUAUUAUUGUUAUUUUUAAUUCCACAAUAAAUAUCGUGACGAAAA